AGUUGAAAAGUCCUCCAUUUUCCAGCACCCUCCACUCCUAGAGAGCAUACAUUCCCACUAUUUUUCUCAUCCUACACUACUAAACAGACAAUACAACUUGAUUUGAAUUCUAGUACUGAAAAAUGUGUUCAAGAGUAGCAAUACUCAUGCUAGGCCUCUUGGCCAUGGUUCUUCUUAUCUCCUCAGAGGUGGCUGCUAGGAACUUAGCUGCUGAAGUUGAUAAAGAGAAAAAUAGAUUGGGUGAUGCCAAGUAUGGUGGUGGAGGCUACCCUGGAUAUGGCCACAAUGGAGGAGGAGGAUCCCCCGGCUCUCAUCAUGGUGGUAGCCGAUACCCCGGUCACGGAGGAGGAGGGUAUUGCCGAUACGGUUGCUGCGGCAGCGGAUACGGCGGAAGGUGCAGAAGGUGUUGCUCUUAUGCUGGUGAACAUACCCUUAGAAGCCAAGGGAACCAAGACUUGUUCAAAGCAUACUCUACUCAUGAGCAUGCAUUUUAAUAAGUAACUAGUAAU
Molecule: messenger RNA, 509 nt
Organism: Arachis ipaensis
Lineage: Eukaryota; Viridiplantae; Streptophyta; Magnoliopsida; Fabales; Fabaceae
Source: RefSeq, a predicted model, not a curated record